This is a messenger RNA of Hippocampus zosterae (dwarf seahorse), 3925 nucleotides long. It is a transcript of the gene dnai4, whose product is annotated as dynein axonemal intermediate chain 4. NCBI's taxonomy places the organism in Eukaryota, Metazoa, Chordata, Actinopteri, Syngnathiformes, Syngnathidae. Gene Ontology annotation, biological process: cilium movement. Bases 170 to 2662 code for a protein of 830 amino acids. Gene Ontology annotation, cellular component: axonemal dynein complex. Gene Ontology annotation, molecular function: dynein light chain binding; dynein heavy chain binding. The transcript is spliced from 16 exons. The record is from RefSeq and is a predicted model, not a curated record.
AAUACAAUAAAAAAGAAAAACAAGAACCCAAACGUAUUUUCAAUGCAUGUAACACGCAUGCGCAAUGCUGCUGCUCCUUUCGUUGUCUUGGUAACAAGAUUAACAAGCGUUUACGUGACAUCUGAAAUCCAGGUUGAAAGUCGACAUUGUAAAAACAGAAAACGAAAAGAUGAAGCGAAAUAGUUCAACACUAACCGCCUCCUCUCGGGCGAUGAGAAGAUCCACUUCGGGGAUGCAGCGAGUCCUCCACAGUUCGAGAUACACAGGGAGCGUCGCGGGUUUCCAUAGCCGAAAAGGCUCCAGGAUGCUUUCGGACAGCAAAACGGGUCGAAGCUUAGCUCAGAGGAAAGCCAUUAGGGUGCUGGAUGAGGAUGGCAAUGAUGUCACACCUCGGCCCCUGUAUGAAGCCGAGCCCAAGGACCCACACGCCAAACCGCAGCGAUCCUUCUUUGACGAUUACUACUCCAGAUGGGACACUUCCAAAUCCUCCUCGUUUUCCAUUGUGCCCUCUUCCGGGUCAAGGUGGAACAGCAGCCUGCCCAGCAUUUCGACCAGAGCCUCAUUGGUCUCUCAAAGCGGCGUGGGCUUCAGCAUGUUGGACACCAGCCAACCACUCGGUUGUUAUUCCCUCACAAUUAGAUGGGAUGGCAAACGGAACAAUAUUGUUACCUGCUUUCCUCCCUUCCCAGAGACAGCCAGACAAGUUGUGAGUCAACAGACACCGGAGGAGAUUCCUUUAGAUGAGGUGUUGAGCAUCUACAUGACUGAAACGGACACCAUCAUACUUCUGGAUCUGCCCAGCACUUGCAUGUCAGAGGAGGCUGAAAACGCUCAGGCCACUAAGGAGAGCAACACCCUCUAUAUUGAGCUGUGCAACAACAGAUUGGGCAACGACAAAUACGUAGAGCGAGCCAUGCAGACCUUCGUCGGCGCGGCUAAACACAAAAAAGUCCAGAGCGAAAAGAUUGUCAUGCACGAUCAAGGCACCAUCGCCACCAUCUGGGAAAUAUACGACUCGUUCCAAAAUGAAGCUCCGAAAGCGGAGAAGGCCAACGCUGUGGAAAGCAUGGUGGACAUUAGCAAAGAUCCAAAGCGGUUGGGAAGCUUCAGCAGUAUCAGCACAGUCGGCACCGCCAGUACCGGGAGCUCCCUGUUCAAGAUGCAAGGGGGCGAUAUGAGCGACGAGCCCGAGCUGCAGGUGAUCUUCAAGUCGGAAACGUUCCAGCGCAACUUGCUGAUCAUGGAACGUUGCCUCGUGGCCAACGUCUUUCAACCCAAGCUGGCUGCUUAUAGAAGCCUCCCCGAGAUAAAAGAACUCCCCGCCGAAACGAAGCCUGACUCCGAGAAGCUCACCAAGGAGGACGAGGAGGAAGACGAUGAGGAGGAGGAAGCAGACGAGAUGGGGAAUGAGGAACCGGAGCUAAAGGAGGAGGAGCAGGUGAUAACGGACGAGGAGCAGGUGGAAAAGGAGGAGAAGGAGGAAGUGGAAAAGGAGGAAGAGGAAAAAGAGGAGGAGGAAGAGCCAGAUCCUUCUCUGGAACUACUCUGGACCUUCAGUUGCCAGCUCACCAAAGGAUGGAGCAUCACCUGCAUGGCUUGGAACAAGCAGAACGUGGAUCUGCUGGCCGUCGGCUACGGUAACUUCAGCCCUGGGAGUAAAGGCCUGAUCUGCUGCUGGUCCAUCAAGAAUCUGAGCUGGCCAGAGCGUCUGUACCACUGUCACAGCGGCAUCACGGCACUGGAUUUCUCCUCCAACAACCCCGACAAGUUGGCGGUGGGGAUGCACGACGGCACGGUCGCCAUCUUCAGCGUGUCCGAUCGAGAAAGCCGCACGUUCCUCGCCAGCAGCAUAGAUUGCAGGAGGAGGCACGUUCAUCCCGUGUGGCACGUCACCUGGGUCAGGCAGGAGAUGUCGCUUUCCGAGGAGGAUGUGGUGGAAUCAGUCAUGUCCGUGUCGGAGGACGGACAUGUCCUCAAGUGGCUCCUGUGCAGCCACGGCCUGGAGGGCGUCGGCAUGCUCGAGCUGAGGAGAAUCCAAGACGGCAUCAAGAAGGGGGAAGGCAACAAAACCAAGAGAGAGGGUAUUCUGGUUUCCACUGCAACGCCUGGUCUUUGCUUGGAUUUUCACCCUAGCGAUCCCACUAUCUACUUGGCCGGCACUUCAGAGGGUGUUAUCCACAAGUGCUCCGUGUCCAACCACCAUCAUUACCUGGCCCUUUAUCAGAAACACCUGUGCCCCGUCAACCAAGUCCAAUGGUCCCCGUUCAGCCACGACGUGUUCCUGAGUGGCUCCGCCGACUGGACCGUCCAGUUGUGGAAGGAGGGCUGCCUGACGCCGGUGAUGGGCUUCACCUCCAUCCAGAGUCCCGUGCUGUCCGCCGGGUGGUCCCCGCUCUGGCCCUCGGUGUUCGCCGCCAUCAAAAGCGAACAGCUGGAGAUCUGGGACUUGAACGCUUCCUUGCUGGACCCCGUCAUCGUGGAGCCCGCCGCACGGGGCCUCAACUUGACCUCCAUGCUGUUCGCCAGGGACUCAAAUUGCAUCCUGGUCGGCGACUCGAGUGGACAAGUGAAAUUCUACAGGAUCCUGAACCUCAGCGUGGGGCCGGACAAGACGGUGCCAAGUUUGGAGGAAAUCAUUCACUUUCCUACCAGUACUUCGUAGUUUUCACCAACAAAGUGUGACUGAGAUGUUCAUAAAAGUGUGGUUUCGAUCAGUGUCCGCUUCGCUGAUUAUUAUUAGCACUAUUUGCGAACCACUUGUCAGGCGCACAGUCCAGGAAUGCGUUGGCUAACGUGGUUAUUCAUGGAUGACAGCGUUUCUUUUCACUCGGACCGAGCGGCCAUGCAGCUGCUCUGUCCACUCAUCGGCGACUGGCAGCAUGUGAAUGCGCGUGGGCCCUCACAUUCCUCCAUUUCAUAACCAGACACAUGUCAAAAGCUAAAAUAGACACACCUGCUCAUGCUAGCUGCUCGCACUUGUACUUGUCCUUCGCGGCCACCUAAGUCUCAUCACGACAAGUUUCAAAGGCCGCCAUGCCAGUGCACUUCACUAGCGCUUGUUUAUAGCAGGAUGCUGGACAGCAGCUUUCAAAUAGUGUUUGAACGGUUUGAAGUGUUUCUGGGUUUACAUCCCAUUUCAGAACGAAACACGGUUGAUUCACAGAGAAGUGAAACCCUCCACAUUGGACUACAUCACUUUACGUUGUUGCAUACUUCAAUACAAUUGUUAUACCAGGCUGACCCGCCCACAUUAUAUACUCCUUUGUGCCUGUCAUGCAUAUAGUAUAAAAUACUAUAUGUAGAGUUUGUAUAUCUUUGAUACAUACACAGGCCUUACUUGCAUUAUCUUUUGUUUUUUUUAACCUAAAUAUUAUUUCUCCUUUCUGAAAUCAUUGUCACUUAAACUGUAUUUUAUCAUGAGAUACUUGCAUGAUUAUUUUUUUCUUUCAAAUAAAGACCUUGAAUGAAAGCAAUUUCGAAAAAGAAUGAGACGAAAACAAAAAAAAACACGAAAAAAUUGAGACUUUUUGAUAUUUUUAAAACUUGUCUUUUUUUUCUUCGAUACCUUCAUUGAAUAACUAGGAAAACAACUGCUGAACCCCGAUUAACUACUUUAGAAAUGAAGCGUUUGUAAGUUAGUUAGGUUGCUAGCUAAUUUCCUGUGCGGUCGACUGCACUUUGAAUCACCCGGAUGUGCCACACUGUCCAAUUAGCGUGGAGGUGGAGCUCCGAGAGGUGGGACAACUGUUGUUCACGCUGGAGUUGAACGCUGGCAACCCGGACACAUCCUCCGAGACUUGCCGGAACAAUUCGGACCGGACAGAAAAAGUGCCCCCACAGUCGCUCCUAAUGCUUCGGGUGGGACAACGGGAAUGCCUUUGAUACACGUGACCAUUCCAUCCACGGUGAGGGAAGUGGACGAGGU